Molecule: messenger RNA, 929 nt
Organism: Tetranychus urticae (two-spotted spider mite)
Lineage: Eukaryota; Metazoa; Arthropoda; Arachnida; Trombidiformes; Tetranychidae
Source: RefSeq, a predicted model, not a curated record
UUAUUUUGGUUGUUCCCGCUUCAAUUUAAAAAUGUCAGUUAAAGUUAUCUUUACAUCUUUUUAAUGGGAUUUGUUUGCAUCUUAUUUAAUUAUUUAAUUAUUGUGUUUUUAGUUUAAAAUGUGUGAAGCCAUCAAAACUCUUCAAUCACUGCCUGAAUUAACUCUUAAAAAGAAUGAGCUUCAAAACCAAUACAACAAUAUAACGAAGGACUGUUACUCGUUGCUUUGUGAUUAUCUCGGGAUAGAGAAUGAUGGAGAAAAUCCUGAACAGAAAAUUGCAAAUGAAAUUGAAAAAUACAAAGAGUUGACAGCCGCUACAAAAGCUGAGAUUGUUAAAAUAGAGAAAGAGAAAGUCAAAGCUAAGGCGAAAUUUCUUGCCACGAAAGAAAAAUCGGCCGAAUUUGAAAGCUUGGUCGCCAAUACUGAAGGUGCAGUUGAUGCUCAAUCCAAAUUAAAUUUUAAAGAGUUCAGUAGACGAAUGGCAGCGACUUAUAAAACUGGUGAAAACAGCAAAGCUUAUUUAGUAUAUUUCAAAACUGGAAUUGAAGACCAAGCAAGAGGCAUCAAGAUUGACGAUCCAACUAAAACUAAAGAACAGAAGAUGGCCGAAUUUUGGAAAUUGUUUGAAUACAUCGAUAAACAAAAUACAAAUGUUAAGAUAAUACCUAACUAAUCAAUAAAUAAAUAACAGAUUUAUGCUAAUUUAUGAUACCUCUGGUUUCAAAGCUUUUAAAUGUUAAUUACCUAAACGUUAACUACCAAAAUCGGUGACUCAUAAGUAAAUAUGUUCCCUUGUUAGGUCCUAAGUGAAAACUUGACUACUUUGAAAGUACUUGUCUCAUGUUAUUGUUAGGAUUAACGUUUACAUUUUCAAGUGGAUUUCUCAUUUAUGUGGUAUCCAUUUUCUCAAUUAAAUCUUUGAUUCAUUA